AAUAAAAGUCAACCUAAGGAAAACUCACAUAAUCAUGUUCCCGAUCCAUGUAAAAUCCAAUGCAAAAUGGCUGUGAAUAAGAUAAAAGAAGCGGCUGUUCAUACACAAAAUACUCCACAUGAUAUAAUCAGUACUGUUCAAAUAGUACCUGGAGUAGCCGGUGCAAUUCCUUCAGUUCAUCAUUUAAAACACACUAUACGAAGAGUUCGGACACGUAACCAAUGCGCACCACCUAUUCCGAAAACAGUGAGUGACCUUAAAAUUGCUGAUGAGUAUACUAAAACAAUAAAAGGAGAACAAUUUUUAAUAUUUUACAGUGGAGCAUCACAAGAUCGAAUUUUAAUAUUUUCGACCGAAAAUAAUUUAAAAUUAAUGGAUCAAUCAACUAACUGGUUAGUCGAUGGGACUUUUAAAACGGUACCUUCACUUUUUUAUCAGUUAUUCACUAUUCAUGUACUUAUUCAACAAGGUGACCAAACAGUUAGUCCUACCAUUUAUGCAUUAUUAACCGAUAAAUCUCAAUCAACAUAUACACGUUUUCUUAAAUAUUUAUUAGAAAUAAAACCAUCUUUAAAUCCUACAUCGGUAAUAAUGGACUUUGAACAUGCCUCAAUCAAUGCAUUCAAAAUUGUUUUUCCACACGCUGAACAACAAGGUUGUUUUUUUCAUUUUUCUAAAUGUAUGUGGCGACAAAUUCAAAAUGUUGGUCUAGUCGAAAAUUAUAUUAAUAAUGCUAACUUUGCUCUUCAUAUUCGUAUGUUAGCUGCUUUGGCCUAUGUUCCACCAGAUAACGUUAUUAAUGCAUACGAAGAAAUUUUAGAAACACAAUUUUAUGUUGAAAAUGAAGACCUGGUAAUGCCAUUCUUGGAUUAUUUCGAGGAUAACUGGGUAGGAAAAAUAACAGGAAGACGAAAAACUCGACGACAACCAAGACAUCCUAUUGAUAUUUGGAAUUGUCACUAUUCAGCCAAAAAUGGUCUUCCAACAACAAACAACGCUGUUGAAGGAUGGCACAGAGGAUUUACAUCUGUUAUUGGAGCAAGCCACCCUAAUAUAUGGAAAUUCAUGGAUGGAAUUAAGAAAGUUCAAAACAUAGAAGAAUUAAAACGAGAGCAGUAUAAUGCUGGAGAACAACCACAGAAAAAAAAAAAAGUACAAGGACUGUAAUAAAAGAAUUCAUGCAUUAGUUACAAAUUAUAAUACUAAUGAGAAUAAGAACUUCAUAAAAGGUAUAGCAUAUAAUUUGUCACUGAAUGCCUAGAUAUAAUUAUAAUUAAGUUGAAUAUAAUUAUUUUAUUUAAAAUUAUUAUUAUUACUACUAUAAGUACUUAUUAUUAGAACUUAACGAUAU
Molecule: messenger RNA, 1351 nt
Organism: Rhopalosiphum padi (bird cherry-oat aphid)
Lineage: Eukaryota; Metazoa; Arthropoda; Insecta; Hemiptera; Aphididae
Exons: 2
Coding region: 67-1167 (366 amino acids)
Source: RefSeq, a predicted model, not a curated record